Messenger RNA from Quercus lobata, 2425 nucleotides. RefSeq names its product zinc finger BED domain-containing protein RICESLEEPER 2-like. The record is from RefSeq and is a predicted model, not a curated record. The coding region runs from base 167 to 2425 and encodes 752 amino acids. The transcript has 6 exons. Gene Ontology annotation, molecular function: DNA binding; protein dimerization activity. NCBI's taxonomy places the organism in Eukaryota, Viridiplantae, Streptophyta, Magnoliopsida, Fagales, Fagaceae.
CUCAGUGGCUCUCUUUUACUCCGUCGCCCAUCUCCAGUCACCGGCUCUCCCAGUCUCCCUCACUCUGCAGCUCAUCUCCAGGUCCGGCUCUCCCUCACUCGGCAGCUCAUCUCCAGUCACCGGCUCUCCCUCACUCCGCAGCUCAUCUCCAGAUCCUAAAACGGAGAUGGAAGACACAAACACAGACACAAACAAAUCUGGUUCUUCCUCGCCAAGUGGUUCUCCCUUGAGAACUGGACGUUGUCCCUUGCCGACUUUGCGGUCUCCUUCGCCAUUUUCAUGGUCACCCUCACCAUUGUCACCUGGCAGUUCACCCUCAGGAUCACCAUUAAACGAGAAUCCGAAAUCUCCGACGGUGGACUUAGUAGGAGAAGACUUAGAGGCAGAGGAACAAGAAGGGACAGAGGGAGAGCAAGAGCCUACAAAUGAGGACUUGGAUACAAGUAGAAAAAGAAAGACUACCUCAGAUGUUUGGUUUCACUUUACAAGAAAGAAAGUUGACGGAAAAGUUAAAGCCCAAUGCCAUCAUUGUAACAAACUUUACUUGGGUGAGUCUAGUCGAGGUACAACUCAUUUACGUAAUCAUUUAGCAAGAUGUCCACGGAUGAAAUUUAAAGAUAUAAGGGAUAUGAGACAACAAGUUUUGAUCAAACAACAAAAUAAGGUGGAUGGAACCAUGAGUUUAAGUACUUAUCAAUUUGAUCAAGUUAGAGUGAGGAAUAAGCUUGCUCGUAUGGUCAUCCUACAUGAAUAUCCUCUUUCAAUGGUUGACCAUAUUGGGUUUAAAGAAUUUGUGGCCGAUCUUCAACCUAUGUUUAAACUUGUCACAAGAAAUACUUUGAAGAGUGACAUUCUUAAGAUCUAUGAUAAUGAAAGGGAGAAAGCUUUGAAGAUGACGGACAAGAAUGGAAGUAAGAUGGCCAUUACAACCGAUAUGUGGACUUCAAGUAACAAAAAGAGAGGGUUUAUGGUCAUUACCGCUCAUUUCAUUGAUCAUACUUGGAUGUUGCAAAGCCGGGUUCUAAGGUUUGUUUAUGUUCCUUCUCCACACACAAAAGAAGUUCUUGCUGAAGUCCUUGUUGAUUGUUUUUUAGAGUGGAACAUUGAUAGGAAGUUGUCUACAAUUACUGUUGAUAAUUGUAGUACCAAUGAUGCCAUGAUUAGAAUUCUUUUGAAUAAGCUUGAUACUAGUUCUCUUCUGUUGGGUGGGUCUAUGUUGCAUAUGAGGUGUGCUGCACAUAUUUUGAAUUUGAUUGUUCAAGAUGGAUUGUCUCUUAUUGGUGAUGGUAUUGAGAGGAUUCGUGAUAGUGUGAUUUAUUGGACUGGAUCACCAAAAAGAAGGCAAAAAUUUGAAGAAAAUGCACGUCAAUUGCAUGUUCAAUGCACCAAAGAGUUAGUUUUAGAUUGUAAAACUUGUUGGAAUUCAACUUACUUAAUGCUUUCUACUGCAUUGAUUUAUAAAGAUGUUUUCUCACAUUUGGCUAAACGUGAAAUAUCUUAUACUUGUUUACCAUAUGAUUAUGAUUGGGAGUUAGCUAAAGAUAUUUGUGGGAGGUUGGAGUUAUUUCAUAGUGCGACUGAGUUUUUCUCUGGUCGUAAGUACCCCACAACUAAUAUGUAUUUUAAUGUGGUGUGUGAGUUGAAAAUUGCAUUGAAUGAAUGGAGUGUGUAUUCAAAUGAGAUGAUAAGUACGAUGGCAGAAAGUAUGCUUGCUAAGUUUAAUUCUUAUUGGGCUAAUGUUAGUGUUGUUAUGGUUAUUGCUGCUAUUUUAGAUCCAAGAUAUAAGAUGAAGUUAUUAGAAUUUUAUUAUCCUAACAUUUAUGGUGAUAAUUCUAAUUUGGAGAUUGAAAAAAUUAAGAAUCUUUGUUAUGAUUUACUUGAUGAGUAUGGAGAUAUAAAUGAGUCAUCUGUAGAUAAUGAAGGAAGUUCCCAUAUUCCUGCUAGUACUUCAAGCCCUGUGGUACAAAUGAAAUUUAGGUUGAGUGGGGCAAUGUCAUCUUUUGAUGAGUUUGUGAAUAAUAGUUCAAGUAGUUCAAAGAAACAUGGGAGUGCUAGAAUGGAAUUUGAUCAUUUCAUUGAUGAGGGAGUGUUGAAGAGGAGUGAAGAUUUUGAUAUUUUGGGAUGGUGGAAAAGUAAUGGUUUAAAGUAUCCUACUUUACAAAGGAUUGCAAGAGAUAUUUUAGCCAUUCCUGUUACAACUGUUGCUUCAGAAUCGGCCUUUAGCACUAGUGGGAGACUUUUAAGUCCACACCGUAGUAGACUACAUCCCAAGACUAUAGAGGCAAUGAUGUGUGCUCAUAAUUGGUUAUGGAGUGAAAUCAACGGUUCUUCAACUAUGUCCGGAGAUUGUACCCUUCAAACAAUUCUUGAUGAUGGGGAGCCUAAUGAAGAGGAUGGAAGUUGUGUCACAAUUAUGGAUGAUUAG